GUCCUUGAGUGCAGUGUUCCUAGGGAUACUGUAGGGGCGUGUCGCGUGGAUCAUGAUCAUCUUUACACGUAUGUGUACAGAGGGAACAAACGUACGUUUGUGAAAAUAAUAUGUACAAUACGAUUUGAUGCUAAAGCUAAUUGCCAGUGACAAAUUCAACUGUGAAGAACAGAUCAUCUCCGAUUGCUUGACUGUCUGAAGCCGCACCAACCAAUGGCCCCGAUUGACAGCGCGAAAUCAACAUAGAACAGUCGUGGCCCGCCAAACUGCGAACUCACUAUGCGACGAGAUGGACGAAGAAUGAUUUCUAUGUCUGAUGAAUUUUGGAUUAUCACGGUGUUUAGGUGAACAAAGCUACUGUCCGGAGUUGACAUAUCGUUAAUUAUGGCAAUUCUGUGUGGAAUCAUAUUUCUGUUUUGGUUAGUGGAAGAGUGCACAGCUUCCAAGAAGUACUGCUGGUAUUUUGAAGGAGGCUACCCCAUCUAUUUCAUAUGCCGGUCGUAUGAGGACUGUUGUGGGACACGGUGCUGUGUCCGAGCCCUCUCCAUCCAGAGACUAUGGUAUUUCUGGCUACUGCUGAUGAUGGGCGUGUUGUUCUGCUGUGGGGCGGGGUUCUUCAUCCGCAGACGCAUUAACCCCUCCCCCCUUCCUGAGGACACCUUCAAUGUGUCAUUCACCAGACACCCAAUGACAGGACUGCAGCAGCCCGGCAUGCAAAACUAUGGAGCCUCAGGAGGGAUGAUCCUCACCCCUACAUACCCCAUACAGGCCCAUCCCCACCCGGUCCACCCCUCCCACAUGGCAGAACCCUACUCACACCCUCCCCCUCCCCCUCCCCCUCCGGCCUACUGCAACCUCCCUCCUCCACCCUACGAACAGGUGCUGCAGGCCUCUGAGAAGAGGUAACCAGGAGGAAAAAGACAUUGGAAUGAAUUAAAUGAUUUCAAACCCUUUAGAGUUCUCAACCCUGCCACAACUGACAGCAGAGAUGGGUCACUGGCCCACGUUUUGACUCAUUCAAGUAGAAAGCGAGUCUGAUAUGGUAAUGGUUAGCAUCUCUACGGUAAAAACAUCCAUGCUCAUUAAGGGCUGGUUUCCUGGACACAGAUGAACGCUGAUCCUGGACUAAAAAGCAUGCAUUGAAACAUGCAUUAUAAUAGUUUUUUAGUCCGGGACUAGGCUUAAUCUGUCUGGGAAACCCGCCCUGAGAGCAGCCUCAGUCUGAACAACAAUGGAUCGAUCUCAAAGUGUUUGUUUUCACGUCACCUCUCUAAGAUGAAGAGCCGACCAGAAGUGAGAAUCAAUUGAAUAAAACAGACAUGGAUCCAGAUAGUUUGUCUAUUAACAACUAGCCUGCCUGCCUGCAUGGUCCUCUGUCAACAACACUGUGUCAGCUGGAAGAGCAGCAUCUAUCUGAGCAUAACUCAGAUCACCCACUCAGGAUACUGUAUUAUCGCCCACUAUCUGGUAUGUUUUUAAUAUCACUACCGUCUGAGCAUUUAGUAUCUCUAGUACAGAUCAGCAGCCUAGUACAGAUCAGUAGAUUAGAUAUGAUCAGCAGCCUAUAAUACUGUGGAAAUACUGUAGAAAUACCAACUCUGUUUCCCUUUGUGUCUCUCAAAAUGCAUUUUGUGUAUGUCUUCCAGUGGAGGCUGCUGAGGGGAGAACGGCUCAUAAUAAUGGCCGGAACAGCGCAAAUGGAAUGGCAUCAAAC
Messenger RNA from Coregonus clupeaformis (lake whitefish), 1714 nucleotides. Its product is annotated as vesicular, overexpressed in cancer, prosurvival protein 1. The record is from RefSeq and is a predicted model, not a curated record. The transcript is spliced from 5 exons. Lineage: Eukaryota; Metazoa; Chordata; Actinopteri; Salmoniformes; Salmonidae. Gene Ontology annotation, cellular component: cytoplasmic vesicle membrane. Bases 385 to 906 code for a protein of 173 amino acids.